Molecule: messenger RNA, 4170 nt
Organism: Symbiodinium natans
Lineage: Eukaryota; Dinophyceae; Suessiales; Symbiodiniaceae
Source: the annotation of a GenBank genome assembly
AUGAACAAAUGGACUGGCAAUGAGCGAACCAAAGGCGGUUCAUUGGUGUACAAGGUCGUGGCUGAAAGAUACAUCACGAACUUCAACAAUGCCGUGUUGGAUGCAGAGUUGGCUUGCGCGUCCCUGUCCCCUGAUGCCGAUGCAGCUGGGAAUGCCGAUUCCGAGAGAGGCAACUAUCUUCGCCAGCUGACCCGGCUGGGCCUGAAGCAGUAUUUGUAUUGCGGCCCCACGCACCGAGCACUUGUGGGCGUCUACUUUGGGACGUUCGACCCUUUGCAUGAGAACCACUUCCGGCUGGUGCUUUGUGCUUUGAGGCGAUGCGGGGCUUGCCGUGUGGUGCUGGUACCAAAUCAAGGAAGCAAUCCUUACAAACCAAGCUGCUCUCCGCUGUCGGAGCGCAUUCAUUGCAUCGAGGAGCGACUCAAAGCGGCAGAGGCAGCGCACGACAUCGAGCCAGGAGAGGUCGUCGUACGGGCAGAGGCUGGUGCGAACAACUGGCCCCAGCGCGAAAGGGUGGCACAGGAAUUGGAGCUCCAUGAGCUGGCAGAGAGUAGAGCCUCCGCGACGGUUGUUCUGCUGCUGGGAGAGGAUUCGUUCCUGAAAUCGUUGAAGCAGGCUUCAGGCAAGCACCGGAACUCCGGCAUAUUCCAGCUGCAGACGAAGCCGCGCCGGCUCAUCGUUUUCCCUCGUGCACAAGAUGAGUCGGCCAUUCUGCAGAUGGUGCCGGAGAAGCUCAGGGCUUGGGUGCAGGUGGCGCCAUAUCGGGAUUUGGUGGAGGGUUUGAGUUCCUCGAAAAUCCGCAGCUGGCUGAAGUCUGGUGGCAAGGUUCCCCCGAGCACUGUGCACCCGGUGGUUUGGAAUCGCUUGCUGCAGGAAGAGCGCAGCUGGGACAUGCAGGAGGACUUAGAAGACGACUUCAGCGAUGAGUCGGGCCAGGCGUCGAUUGCAGAAGGAGGCGCUGUGUGCCAAGACCCACGCACGCACUAUGACGCGAUGGCGCCGCAGUCCAUGGAACAGAGGCUGUCGUCACCGACGGUACGGCUGAGGAACUUUAAUUCCUUUGCCAAGGCUGGUCUUCUGGAGCAGUUUCUGAGCAAAGUGCUCCGCGAGGUUCGCGGGGAGGAUCCCCAAAUUUCCGUACUGGACCUGGGCUGCGGCAAAGGGGGAGACUUGAAGAAGCUCGUCAACUCCGGCAUGACAGCGUACUGUGGCGUGGACGUGUCCUUCAGCUCGCUCGAGGUUCUCGUUCAGCGGUUGCAAGAGCUGGGGCAGAAGCUUGCAAGUGCCAAGCAUGGAGCACUAGGCCGCGCCCGUGACCCGCUUUGGGAGGUCUCAUUGGUGCAUGCAGACUGCUGGCAGCAGCAGUUGGAGUCGGCAUGGGACUUGGGCGCCAGGCAUGGCACAGCUCGUGCACAGCUUGGGAAGACGUGGUUUCAUGUGGUCACCUCCCAGAUGGCGUGCCACUAUGCCUUCCAUAGCCAGGAAUCCGUGGAAGUCAUGCUACACAAUGUGUCAACACGUCUUUGUCGCGGUGGAUAUUUCAUCGGCACAGUGCCCAAUGCAUCAAGAAUCAUCCAGCUUGAGCGUGCCCGCAGAGAGGGGAGCGAACCCCAGACCACGGGCAAGAGGCUUUUCCAAAUCGACUUCAGCAAGGAGGAAUGGGAGAAGGUCGAGGCUGUGUGGGACCUGUGGCGCCAAGAUGGUGCCGUGGAAGUGGACUCACGAGCCUUCGGUGUCAUGUACACGUUUAAUUUGGCAGAUGCCGUGGAGGCGUGCCCGGAACCAUUGGUACAUUUUCCAAGUUUUAUUGCCUUGGCAAAGCGCCAGGGUUUGCGCCUGUGCUUGGGGCCGUUGCCGCUCACAGACUUUGUGGCUGCAGUCGACAUGAAGGCAGAGCUAGGUCGCUUGCGGCGGAUCUAUGCCUUUGAAGGCCGGGAUGCUGCGGUAAUCAUGGCCAUAACGAUGAACGUUCCUUGUGAAUAUGCUUUGCGCAUGCCGAAUCAUGCAGACAUGUCACGCACAUACACAAGGCUAUCAAUUGUCAUCAGUUCUAUUGCAUUCUUUUGCUUUUGGUGGCAUUGGGAACAGUCCAAUUUCGACCAGCUGUUGGUGUUGACAUCCGUAAUGAAGAAGAACCUAACGGACCUGUCGAAUUGGCAGGCGGGAUGUCUUUGGACUCCGAUGAGGCUGCCGAACAACGAGAAGCUUCGGGCUUGUACGUUGCAUUCGCCUUCUGCAAAGAGGCGCACUCCGACGUUCCCGGAUGUCAAGAAGUUUCUGAUGGUUACAAGUCCCUCCGCGGCAAUUCUACGAAGAUGCCGCAAGUUUCAGGUGACAUCAUCAGCUGCGCAGAGCCCAAAGAAGUUGGCCACGGUUGCAGUCCAAAAGUCCGUCCUUUGCCCCCCUUUGUCCAUGCGGGGCGGAGAGGUGGGACUGGUUGCCGCCCGCAUGCGGUGCCUGGCACCCAGAUAUUUCGGCAGAGCAUUCACUGCGGAAAGAGUUAACGCCCCAGCAAGGAAGGCUCGAUUCGGCUGCAUCAACGUGUUGUUCACGACUCGUGCAAGCGUCGGCUGCACGCAGGCAUUCUCUCUGAAGGAGCUGAUUUCAAAGAAGGGCGAGGGCACCUUCUCAGAGGUGCUCAAGGCGCAAUCGAUAAAGUCAGGGAAACAUGUAGCAAUCAAAUGCAUGAAGAAUCACUUCGACAGCAUCGAUCAAGUUAACAACUUGCGAGAAAUCCAGGCCUUGCGCCGGUUAGCAGGACAUCCAAACAUCAUCAAGCUCCACGAGGUCCUUUACGACGAGCCCACCGGACGGCUCGCCUUGGUUUUCGAGCUGAUGGACAUGAACCUCUAUGAAGCCAUCAAAGGACGAAGGCAUUAUUUGCCCGAGCAAAAGGUUAAGCACUACAUGUACGAAAUGCUGAAGGCAUUGGACCAUAUGCAUCGAAAUGGCAUCUUUCAUCGAGAUGUGAAGCCAGAAAAUCUGCUCCUGCUGGAUGAUGAGAUCAAGCUGGCGGACUUGGGCAGCUGCCGAGGCAUCUACUCUCGCCAGCCGUUCACUGAGUACAUCUCGACCAGGUGGUAUCGUGCGCCCGAGUGUCUUCUGACAGAUGGGUACUACAACUUCAAGAUGGAUUUGUUUGCAGCUGGCUGCGUUUGCUUUGAGAUUGUGGCGCUCUUUCCUCUUUUUCCUGGCCAGAAUGAGAUGGAUCAAAUUCAGAAAAUUCACAAUGUGCUGGGCACUCCUCCGGCUGAACUGCUUGCAAGGAAGUUCCGUCGAAAUGCAUCCCACAUGGAUUUCAACUUUCCGGAGAAAAAGGGUACGGGCAUCGAGCGGCUGAUUCCGCACGCCGAUCCAGAGCUCGUUGAGCUCAUGAAGAAACUCGUGAGGUACGAUCCCGACGAGCGCAUCCUCGCCAGGCAGGCGCUGAAGGACCCAUACUUCCGUGAACUCCGCGAAGCAGAGAAGGAGCUGGCAACGGCUGUCGCACAGCUCCAGUCAACCAGCGGUGGCUCACGAAGUCGUGAUCCCAUGUCAAAGGCCGGCCUGAGCGCCACCAGCAGUGUGGCGAGCAACGCAGAGCACGAGAAUCCGGAGCAGACCCACGAGCCCAGCCGGAGCAGCAGCCCUGCGCCAGAGGAGUCCCGCAGUGGUGGGCUUCCCACCAUCCGCCAAGAGCGACGCAAGGUGGGCGGAAUGGCAGACAGCGACGAGGUGCACGAUGACGGCAUGGUCCUUCCGCCCAUUGGGGGCCUGAAGGGAAAACGAGACAGCAAGAUGAAGACUCAGACCUUCAAGACCGCGGCGGCCGCAUCCUUGCAGAAGCCAGGCAUGGUGCACGGCACCAUGACCGUGCAUGGGUCCAUGGGAGGUGUGCAUGGCGCGGAGAAGUCCCUGGGUGUCCUGGGAACGUCCAAGGGGUUCAACGGAACUGUCAGCAGCACCACAGGAGCCAACACUCAGUCCAGCAUGUCCUCUAAUGGCGACCCUAUGUCAUCCACGAAUCCACACAGUUGGACUACGACUGACCACCAGGACAUGCGUGGGGUGAGCUCUGGGUCUGGUACCACGGCGGACAAGAUGAACUCGACCUGGGCUCCGAACUCGCAGCGAAGGUACGUAUCGCCCUUUGGUGCAAAGAUGCCUGGUGGAGGGUCCAAAAAGCGCUAG